CUCUCUCUCUCUCUCUCUAUAAACUCCAGAUCUUUCCACACAAACGAAACGAACCACCCCCUUCUCUCUCUUUAUAUCUCACACAAUCUGCAGACAAACACUCUCUCUUUCUCUCUCUUCACCUCACAUCGCAACAUCGCACAUACAAAUCUCAAAACCUUCUUCAUUCAUCAUAUAAAAGACACCCUUCUUUCGAAUCCUUCCCGCUCUCUCUCUCUCUCACUCCAAUUUCCAAAACCCUAAUUUUUCCUCUCAAUUCCAAGGGUUUAUGGCUGACCAAGGAUUGGAAGGAAGCCAGCCGGUUGAUCUACAGAAGCACCCUUCUGGGAUUGUGCCUACCCUCCAAAAUAUAGUGUCAACUGUCAAUUUGGACUGUAAGUUGGACCUCAAAACCAUUGCACUUCAGGCUCGUAAUGCAGAGUAUAAUCCCAAGCGUUUUGCUGCCGUCAUCAUGAGGAUCAGGGAACCAAAAACAACUGCACUUAUCUUUGCUUCUGGCAAGAUGGUUUGUACUGGAGCUAAGAGUGAGCAACAGUCGAAAUUGGCAGCAAGGAAGUAUGCUCGUAUUAUUCAAAAACUUGGUUUCAACGCUAAAUUUAAGGAUUUCAAGAUUCAGAACAUUGUUGGUUCUUGUGAUGUCAAGUUCCCAAUACGGCUGGAGGGUCUUGCAUAUUCCCAUGGUGCUUUCUCCAGUUAUGAACCAGAGCUGUUUCCAGGGCUUAUAUACCGUAUGAAGCAACCCAAGAUUGUCUUGCUUAUAUUUGUCUCUGGAAAAAUUGUUCUAACAGGGGCUAAGGUGAGAGAUGAGACUUACACAGCCUUUGAGAACAUAUAUCCUGUGCUUACUGAGUUCAGGAAAAACCAACAAUGAUAAUUGUCAAGAACAGGAGCAGUGUGGUCUCGCAGAGAACUUCGUGAAACUGUAAAUAUUAAGACAAAGGAGACAUCUGAAUCUGAAUUGAUAUAAAAUUAAGACAACCUUUUGUGUUGUUCUGUCUCUGUUUUUGAUAGGUCUUGAACUCUUGAUAUAGUCUUAAGUGAAGGGUAUUGGUCUAUUGAAUUGACAUUUAAAAAGAUGAUAUUCAAGAGGCAGAAGGGAAAAAAGAAGUGGGGUAGAGCUUGAAGGAAAGAGCAUGUUGCGUUCUGAUAGCUGGGCAGUUGGGCAUCUGAUGAAGUUUUAAACUCUUGAUUUGGUUCCUUAAAGUUUUGAUGGUUAUUGUCGAUCAGAUCUUAGUAGUCAUAUACUUAAGGAGUAUGGAAUGUCUUAAACAACAAAUAAAAGCUUAGUUGCCACCAUUUCUUGGCACACCUGGUCGUCAGGACUUAGGUUUGAGCCCUCACCCCAAUGGUGUGGAUUUGAAUCCCCUUAUUGACAGAAAUCCAAGUUGAAGGGCAUUCCUACUUAGGCAAAAUUCACCCCCCCCGGUUUUCACUAUGUUAUUUGCGCUCUGUCAGGUAGGCCUGGAACUGCAUCUCCGAGCCUGCCACCUUUUUUUUACCAAAAAAAUUAAAUAAAAGCUUAGUUGCUACAA
Molecule: messenger RNA, 1532 nt
Organism: Lotus japonicus
Lineage: Eukaryota; Viridiplantae; Streptophyta; Magnoliopsida; Fabales; Fabaceae
Product: TATA-box-binding protein
Exons: 10
Coding region: 269-871 (200 amino acids)
Biological process (GO): DNA-templated transcription initiation
Molecular function (GO): DNA binding; RNA polymerase II general transcription initiation factor activity
Source: RefSeq, a predicted model, not a curated record